CCACAAGUCGCCACUACACAUUACGACGCACACAAACACAAACAACACACACCACACCAACAAGAAACUCGCACACGUCGCGCGAACGCCCACAACCACACCACAGGAACAACACCAACCAGGGACUGCAACACUGCAAGUACAGCACCAACCAAAGCAGCAAGCAAGCAAAGCAAGCAAGGCACCAGUUCCUUUGUCUUCCCCUCUCAACACGCACACACACACACGCACACACACAAUCUCUGUUGCUUUGCUUCCUUUCGUUGAAUCGUUUUUGAGACCCACCACCAUGGAUUAUUUCGGCGAGGCUGGCGUUCGUGCAGGUGCACGCGACACCGCUCGAAAGAACAUGAAGGAAAUGAUUCGCCAAGUGCAUGAGGUGUUCCCCGACACGCCCCGCGACCAUGUCAUUCUGCUGCUCGACAGCUUCCAGCAUAGCGUUGCCGACGUCCUCGACGCUCUCUCGGAUGGCUCCGCCAAGGCGCGCCUGCGCGAGUGGGACAAGGACGCAGCCGCGCAGAAGCAAAAGCAGGCCCGCAAGAAGCAGCAACAGCAGCAGCAGCGGGAGCGCAAGAAGCAGCAGCAAGAGGAGGCGCCCGGCGGCGACAAGAAGAACAAGAAGAAGGGGGUCCAGGGCGACAACGCAGACGCCAACGCGGCCAACGCCGCGUCCUCCGCCGCCAGCACCAAGAAGCGCGACAAGCGCAACCGCCGCAAGCACGAGAUCAAGAAGCUUGACCCCAUCAAGGUUGUGAUUGACGAUCUGCCGACACCGAGCACCGCGCCUGUCGCCGCCACGACUGCAGCCACUCCCGCGACUGGCACCCGCCCCAAUGGCACAGCACAUGCUGGUCCAGAUGCGGGGAUGAAGCGGAUUGACAUCUCGGAGCUGAUGGCCAGCACCCCGGCUGCCGUCCAGCGAACACUCAUGCAGCAGCAGCGCGCGCUGAAUCAGCAGGAUGACGUUGUUGUCUCCACAGCGGAAGUCACGGACGACACCACAAAAGAAGGUGGGGCGCCUGCGCGGAAUGUGCAGGUUGUGCGGCCGCCGCAGGAUGUGCUUGAGACGGAGAUGGUGGACCACCCGGCAGCCGUCAACCUCAAGAACAUCGACGCCGUCCUCGCUCAGAUGGAGGCGGAGAUGAGUGCGCAGUGGGGCGCUGCGCGUGAGGAUGUGCGCCUGUCCUUCCUUCGCCUCGCCCAGUCCAUCACCAUGCGCGAGACUGCCCUCAUGCGCGAAAUUGAGCGCGAGCUCUACCGUGAAGUCCAACUCCUCUCCAAGCGAAAGGCGAUGGUUGAACAGCUGAAGAAGAGCGUGCGCGCAUCGUACGAGGAGACGGGCGCCGUGCCACCAGACACCCUGCUCAAGAUUGAGGAGUUCAAGACCUUUAGCGAGCUUGAUCUGCCGCACUGGCAGCAGCCGCGCUUCUUUGGUGCGCCGGAGUCCAUUGCCCAGCAGCUCCUUUCCUUUGGCGCCCUCUACAACGCCGCAUCAGGCGCGCCCCCACCAGAGACCAUGACUGCGGGUCAGGGCGCCAAGAUCGGCGGCAGCAACAGCACCAAGGCCAAGCAGGAGCCCAUCAAGCUCAACAUGCCCGCAGACCUGCUGCGUGGGCCUGAUCCGUCUGCGGGGAAGAAGAAGCGACGCAGCAGGAACAAGCGGAGGAGCAAGCAGGAGAACGGCGAGGCGGCAACGACAAACGCGGCCACGUCAAGCACCAACAACACCGCCAGCAGCAGCAGCAAGAAGAAGAAGGGUGGAGUAAAGGAGGCAAGUGAGGGCGGCAAGGCAGCGGCGGAUGCUGCAGAUGGAAAGAAGAAGAAGGGACAGGCUGGGGAAGGCAAGAAGGAGGAGAAGAAGCAGAAGAAGAACAAGGGUCAGGAAGAGAAGGACAAGGGUGCAGCUGAGAAGGACAACAAGGCGAAGGCGAAGGCAAAGAAGAAGAACGAGAGCGACAACAGCCAGGCUGACAACACCAAGCAGGAGGACAAGGCAGUCGAGCCAGGUGCUGGUGACAGCAGCGGCGAUGGCGAAGCGAAACCCCAGCGCAAACGCCGCAACAGGAGCCGCAACAGGAACCGAAACAGGAACAAGGGCGAUGCCGGUGAUGCGAGCGCUGAUGGCGAUGGUGCUGGUGAGCCGGCCAAUGGUGGCGGUGACAAGGCAGCCACGCCUGUUGCAGACACCAAGAAGACGGAUGGUGCUGAUGGUGCUGAUGGUGCUGAUAGUGCUGAGAAGACAGGUGUUGAGGCCAAGCCGCAGCGCGCACAGCGGCAGCGGGAGCGCAGGCGCAAUCGCAAGCCAGACACCAACGCGGGCGGUGAGGACGAGGCGGCAGACGUCGUGAAGGAGGAGAAGGAGGACAAGGGGGAAGAAGUGAAGACAGAGGAGAAGGAGGAAGACAAGGGGGAGGAACACGUUAAAGAGGAUGAUGAUGAUAAGCCUAACGAGACACAAGGCAAUGGCGACUCAACGGAGCCAGUUAUCGCCGCAGCUGCCAAUGACACAGACACCAACGUCGACACCAACAACAGCGACACCACCACCAACCAGAACGACACCGGUGCGGCUCCUGUCAGCGAGCCAACCUCCACUACCAACAACAACGACGACGGUGACGGUGGUGGCGAUGCUGAUGGCAAGACUGACACGAGUGCAGAUGCGUCUGCCUCUGCUUCCUCCGAGGACCUCCUGCCCCGCGACAGCAAGACGCUCAACUUCUGACCCGUGACCACCACGUUUCUGCCCACUCGCUUGGUGCUUGGUGGGUGUUGUGUUAUUGUACUGUGGUCCUAUUCCCAUGACACUCUCCUUUGUUUCGUUUCGUGUUGGUCCUCUCCCCUGGUGCCACCUGAGGCUCGAGCGCACCUUUGUCGUUCUCCAAGCUUUUGCCUGUUUCUCGCUCUCUUUUGGCUCGCGUUUUCCCUUGUUUGACUUUGCUGUUCCCUUUUUUGCUUGCUGUUAUCAUCCAGACUGCCGUGUCUUCCACUGCCUUGCCGUUUGUGGCUGAUGUGUGCCCAUGCUCGAGCCCCUCGUGUGUGUGUGUGUGAGUGUGUGUGAGUGUGUAUGCGUGGUUGUUGCUGGCUGUGGGGCCUUGUUAAUGGUUGUGUGGUUUGCUGUUGUUGUUUGUUCUGACGCCCAUCGAACGAGGUUGAAAAUGCCACACGCUGUUGACGCGCCAUGCCAGGGGGAGGCCGCAUUGUGCUGUUGACGUUGCUGUUGCUAUUGCUAUUGCUGUUCGUUGUGGAAGAGAAACACGCAGAGUGAGA
Molecule: messenger RNA, 3270 nt
Organism: Salpingoeca rosetta
Lineage: Eukaryota; Choanoflagellata; Craspedida; Salpingoecidae
Exons: 13
Coding region: 290-2725 (811 amino acids)
Molecular function (GO): ubiquitin binding
Source: RefSeq, a predicted model, not a curated record